Molecule: messenger RNA, 654 nt
Organism: Cephus cinctus (wheat stem sawfly)
Lineage: Eukaryota; Metazoa; Arthropoda; Insecta; Hymenoptera; Cephidae
Product: thioredoxin domain-containing protein 5 homolog
Exons: 4
Coding region: 143-631 (162 amino acids)
Biological process (GO): protein folding
Cellular component (GO): endoplasmic reticulum
Molecular function (GO): protein disulfide isomerase activity
Source: RefSeq, a predicted model, not a curated record
UUAUAAGAGAUUGACAGUCUUGAAUGAGCCAGCUGAAAAGUCAUUGAAUAAAAUGUCACCAUUACGCCGCUAGGAAGAUUUUAUUUGUUAGAAGAGACGGUUUGAAGCACUUAUAUCCCUAAAAAUAAAAUACUAUCACAUCAUGCUCGAGAAAGGCAUUUGUGUAUUGUUUCUUGUGCUCGCGCAAAUUGCAUUUGCACAGGAGAAAGAUGCGCAUAUCGUACAAUAUACUGAAGAAACGUUCCCUAAGGAAAUUGUUAAGAAAAAUCAUUUUGUUAUGUUCUAUGUCCCUUGGUGUGGACAUUCCAUGAGGCUUGCACCUAUUUGGGAGCAACUAGCUGAAACGUUGAAUAAAAAUGGAGACAGCCGUGUUCAGAUUGGAAAGGUUGACUGUAUUACUCACAGACCCGUAUGUUCUGAUCAGGAUAUUACUGAGUACCCUACCUUAAAGUUCUUCAAAGUUGGAGAAAGUAAAGGCACUAAGUUCCGUGGCGCACGAGACGUACCUACAUUGAUUGCAUUUAUUGAUGAGCAACUGAAUAACACUGUAACAGUCAGUAUAAUGUUCUCUAUACGUUCAUACUUAUUCAAUUUUGACAGAAUAUUAAGGCUGCUGUCUAGUUGGUUCUAAUAAGAGAAAUGUAUUGCAUGAGA